CACCAUCUAUUGACGUAAUAACUGAAACAAAAGCAACAUAACCUUAUUUAAUCUUUACUGCGAUAUUUAUUAAUUAUUCUUAGCAUUAACGAUGGUUGUUUGUAAAUUUUUUCUUCAAGGUACCUGCAAAUUUGGCAAUUCUUGUAGAUUCGACCAUCAGUUAGACAAUUCCGGAGGAUCAUCAAUUUUAAAGCAGAAUAAUAAUCAAAAUGUGGCUCGGGCGACAACGAUGGAUCCAAAUACCUUGAUACAAUCCGUAAUUAACGAUAUGGUGGCUGCGGAACAAGGGAAGCAAUGGAUUUUUUCAAGUUAUAGCCCUUUUAAGGAUAAGCCGACUUUCCCUGGAUUCGAUGAUAAAAGUUUUGAGGAGAUCCGAUUGGGGUUUUAUGAAGCUAAUAAAGCUGGAACUAUAGAACAUUAUAAACAAAUGGUUCAAAUGUGGUACCAAGAAGCGUUCGGAAGGAUAAAAACAUUACAAAAUCCUAAUCAGGAAAUUGUGAAAUUAUUAACACAAAUUUAUAAUACAAAUCAACAACAACCGUUUCAAAAUAAUAAUGGAUUUGGUUCGAAUAAUAUUCUUGGAGCUAAUUCGCAAAAUUCUAUUUUUGGUGGUAAUAAACAACAAAAUCCACAAAAUAAUAACGUUUUUGGACAAAAUACGAUCUUUGCAAACGCAAAUAAUUCACCGUUUUCAACAAAUCAAUCUCCAUUUGGAAAUAAUGCUAAUAAUCAAUCAAAAACGUUUAACCAAAAUCCAACAAAUAUGUUUAAUCAAAAUAAUUUUAAUCAAAACUCAAUUUUUAGUAAUAAUAGUAUAUUUAGUAAUAAUCAACCCCCACAACAAAUACAACAACAAUUUAGCAACAUUCAGCCAUCAAAUAAUCCAUUUGCUAAUAACACAAUUCCUCAACCGAGUCCAUUUGCACCCCAAAACAUUCAACAAAGCGCUCCAUUUAAUCCCCCUGCAACUCAAGCAACCCCAUUUAUGCCCCAACCUAAUCCCAAUCACACAAACUUAUUUAAUCCGCAAAAUCAAAGCACAAUCUUUCAAAAUCCAGUUCAAAAUAAUCCAAUAUUUAAUAACCCGGCACCUAAUUAUUAUCAAAAUCCCCAAAAUGUAUUUAAUCAAAAUUCGAUUUUUGGAAAUUCAAUUUUGAAUAAAAAUCCUGGAGGUGAUGCAGCAAAACCGAACGUUAUUGAUAACAAUUCGUAUUCGAAAAUAGAGGAUUUAACGCAAGAGGAAAUUAAAUCAUUCGAAUGUGACGAAUUCGACUUUGGAAAGAUUCCUGAACGACCUCCAACGUUAGAAAUGUGCUUUUAAUCAUUUUUUGAUCAAAAAACUCUUUCAUAAUUUGAUAUCUGUCAAAUAUCAAUGAUUUAAAAAAAAUC
Molecule: messenger RNA, 1389 nt
Organism: Onthophagus taurus
Lineage: Eukaryota; Metazoa; Arthropoda; Insecta; Coleoptera; Scarabaeidae
Molecular function (GO): metal ion binding
Source: RefSeq, a predicted model, not a curated record